AUGGCAAACAAUACUUUCACUGGUGUAUUGCCCCCAUCCAUAGGCCAGCUGUCUUCCGAUCUCUAUCACUUGAGUUCACCAUCCAACAUGAUAAGCAGAAGCAUACCACAACAGAUUGUCAAUCUUACAAAGUUAACUUUCUUAUAUCUAGGCAAUAAUCUUUUCAGCAGCAAUAUUCCAUCUGGAAUUAAAAGAUUCUGUAAGUUAGAAAUAUUCUGUUUGGAUGGGAACAAAUUAGAAGGAAGCAUUCCAAGUGAGAUAGGUCAAAUGCAACAUCUGGGACUCUUAGAUCUCAGUCACAAUCAGUUAUCUGGAAAAAUACCCAACUCUCUUUGUAGCUCCCAGCAGCUAAGACGUCUUUUUCUUCACCACAACAAGUUAUCAGGGGAGAUCCCUUUUAGGUUGGAGGGAUGUCAUAAGUUAGAGCUCCUUGACUUAUCUCACAAUAAACUAAGGGGAAGGAUACCUGGUGAAGUCAUUGACACCCUUCAAAACCUGCAAUUCUACCUCAAUCUUUCAUGGAAUUCUCUGCAAGCGUUGUUGCCACAGGAAUUGAGUAAAAUUGCAAUGGCUCAAGCCAUAGAUAUAUCUGGAAAUCGACUAAAUGGGGUCAUUCCAAUUUCUCUAGGAGACUGCACAGCAUUAGAUAAUCUAAAUCUGUCCCACAAUGCCUUUGAAGGUCCAAUAUCAAAUUCACUUUCCAAAUUAAAAAAUCUCCAAGAAAUGGAUCUUUCUUUCAAUAAUUUGUCAGGGCAGAUUCCAGAAGCAGGGUUGUUUCCAAAUAGAACUGUUGUAACAUUGAUUUUCGGGAACCCUGGCCUAUAUCUUGUCAUUGCAACAGCUGGAUUUGAUGAGUCAAACUUGCUUGGAGUGGGUAACUUUGGAUCUGUCUACAAAGGCGUCUUGAGGGAUGGUCAGAUAAUUGCUAUCAAGACUCUUAAUUUUCAAAAUGAAGAAGCUCUUAAAAUUUUUAAGAGAGUGCAAUUUGUUAGGGAGGAUUCGGCACCAUGUAGCCCAUGGCAUGGAAUUUUAAAUCAUGAUUGUCCUCUACAAAUUGUGCACUGUGAUUUAAAACCUAGCAAUGUGCUGUUGGACGCCAACAUGACAGCCCUUGUGACAGAUUUUGAGUAUGGAUUGGGUGGGAAUGUUUCUACCAAGGGGGAUGUCUAUAGUUAUGGAAUUCUAAUAUUAGAGAUGGUUAAAAGGAAGAGACAAAGUGAUGAGAUGUUUGUGGCAGACAUGAACUUGCAAAAGUGGGCGAGGUUGGCUUUUCCUGACAGAUUGGCAGAAGUAGUUGAUAGUGAGCUGUUCAAAGAUGUGAAUUGA
Molecule: messenger RNA, 1326 nt
Organism: Cryptomeria japonica (Japanese cedar)
Lineage: Eukaryota; Viridiplantae; Streptophyta; Pinopsida; Cupressales; Cupressaceae
Product: putative leucine-rich repeat receptor-like serine/threonine-protein kinase At2g24130
Exons: 4
Coding region: 1-1326 (441 amino acids)
Biological process (GO): hormone-mediated signaling pathway; protein phosphorylation
Cellular component (GO): plasma membrane
Molecular function (GO): ATP binding; protein binding; protein kinase activity
Source: RefSeq, a predicted model, not a curated record